AUGAGUGGAACGUCGACUACGUUUCCGAGCGCAGUUGUGCAGGAAGUCAAUCACCUUGUUGACAAUCGCGUCGAAGAUAUUCGUCAAGCUCAAUCCGAUCAGCAGGAGGGAAUCGAUGCGUUGAAGGUUACCUCAACGGCCUAUGGACGUCAGCUAGACAAGUUGAAAGAGUCAGUGGCAAGUCGUUUCCACCCUUCCUCUCGAUGUCACUGGUACCAAUAUACAUUGUCAGCUCGAGACAAAGAGGUCAAAGAGCUGAAGAGUAAAGUGCAAGCCUUGUCGAAAGAUCUUGAGUCCAAUGUGGAAGAUCUACAGGGCUGUGUAUCCGAAAUCAAGAAACAGUUAAGCCAGCACAAGGAUGAGCUCAAGGCGUCGCAAAUGUCGUUCAGAUCGAGAUUAGAAAAGAUUUAUGACCACCUUCGUAAACUGACGGGCGUUGCGAAGUAUGCGUAUGCAAUGAAGCAAACCUUAGGGCGCCACGAAAACGAGAUUUCUCAGAAUGCCGAGAUACACGUAGAGCAACUCGAAGAAUUACGCCAGCUUGUGUUGGAGCUAACCGAGCAAUCACAGCAGGCCGAACAUCGAAGAGUUGAAUUGGAGCACGAACGUUCUCAAGUGGAUAGGCUUCUACAGUGGCUAUUUCAGCGACAACCAAUGCAGAGUGAGCGUGGAAGUCCCCUUGCCGCGGAACUAGGAUACUCGGUUCCAAGCUCAUCGAAUGGCGGACUCGGAUGGAAAGAUUGGGGCUGGUGCCCUUGGCUGAGCUACCAGGACGUUGAAGUCGGGUACAGCACGGACGCAUCAGAAACGACCAUGCAGGGAGAGCCAACGAGGGGGUACAUUGCAAAAGAGGCCUUGUUAUCGGUACUCAAAGGGUGCAGACCUUCAAGGGUAGUCUCUUCACUCACAAUUACAAUUCCCGCCGUCAUUCUUGCCAGUUGCGCUGUCUUUUUGUUCAACUCAAAGCAACAGAAUCCUACGCCAAUUUUCCCAACACUCGAAACCGUGCCGUUCGACUGGUCCUUGAAUGACCCCAGCAACUGCGAUACCCCGGAUGCGACUACGCAGGCAAUUGAACUUGCAUCGACGAUCGCACCGGAGGAAAUCCGGGGGCAAUACUCCGUCGACAGAAGAUCUCGUGCAGAGACAAUUGUAUCGACCGUGAUCAUGACGGGGCAAGGUCCUACAUCUCCUAUGGCUCACUACGACGUCGUGACGACAAGGUCGAUCGAGAUCGUGUCGACGGCGGAAACCUCGAGGCCAGUAGUACUUGAGGAGAGCUCGGAGACUGAGGCCAUUGCGGUCGAAUCAACAACAUCGGUUCUUGACGAUCUCGUGGCGACAGAGGCGCUCGAGGCGGUAUCGACUGCGACGAGGGGAAACUCAGAGACAUCGUGGACCAGCGUUGAAAGGCGUACGCGUGGUGCAAACGGAGGACCUCGUUCACGCCUGCGUCGUCAUAGGAAGAUUCUAUCGCUGCAUACGUAA
Molecule: messenger RNA, 1488 nt
Organism: Coprinopsis cinerea okayama7#130
Lineage: Eukaryota; Fungi; Basidiomycota; Agaricomycetes; Agaricales; Psathyrellaceae
Exons: 8
Coding region: 1-1488 (495 amino acids)
Source: RefSeq, a predicted model, not a curated record